AACCCGGGAGGUGGAGGUUGCAGUGAGCUGAGAUCACGCCACUGCACUCCAGUCUGGCGACAGAGUGAGACUGCGUCUCAAAAACAAAAGUGUAUCAGAAGUGAGAGGCUAAACCAGAGCCCGAAGUUACUCAUGGAAAUCCCAUGACCCCUCUGCAUGGUCACCAGUGUCUCCUGGACAGGGCCCCAGCUGCAAAGAGCCCGAGAAGGGGUGAAGCCCACUGGGGCUUGGACUGGGUCCCCACCCCCAGCUCUUCUUCGGGCUGUGUGGCCUGGACCAGUCUCAGUGCCAGGUUCCUCAUCUGGCGGCCACCCCUGCUGAGCUGUUCCCGCUUUGCUUCUGAGCGGAAGGUUGGGGCUGCCAGGGAGGAGUUUCGUGGGGAAAGCAAAGGGGAAGCUGUCAGCGCCGGCUGCCAGCCGUCCCCUCCUGUGAACUAAAGAGUCGCCUUGGACAGGCAGGCCCCCGGAUGGAGAGCCAGCCUCCGAGGUGGUGGGCACUGCCCGGCUCCGCACACCCUCCCAGGCCCCCCACGGCCCCCCAGCUCCUCCUUGGCCUGCUGCUGUUGCCCGGGACCCUGCAACUGGCAGGAGGACAGUCGGUGACCCACAGCAGCCUGCCCAUCGUGGCCUCACUGGCCAACUCACCUGUCUCCUUCAGCUGCAGGGUCACCUACCCGUACACCCCCCAAUUCAAGGCUUUCACAGUCAGCUACUUUCAUGAAGAUCUCCAUGGGCAGACGAGCCCUGAGAAGCCAACCAACUGCCACCCUGGACCGGGCACAGAGAACCAGACCUACACCCUGAACUGCCUGGUCACCCUUGUGCCGCCGGGUGCAUUAGCCACUGGCACCUACUACUGCUCUGUCCACUGGCCACACACCGUGGCAAGAGGCAGUGGCACCUUCAUCCUGGUCAGAGACACAGGGUACCGAGAGCCCCCGCGGAGCCCCCAGAAGCUCCUGCUCUUUGGCUUCACCGGCCUCCUGAGUGUCCUGGGUGUUGUGGGCACAGCCCUGCUGCUCUGGAAGAAGAGGCAGAUGCAGGCUCCACGGAAGGACCCCGCCAGGAAGCGCCCAGCUCCAAGAUCUGCCAGCAGCCCCAAGGAGCCUCCUGCAGAAUCCGUGUACACAGCUCUGCAGCGCCGCGAGACCGAGGUCUAUGCCUGCAUCGAGAGUGACAAUGGCAGCCCACCCACCGCCACGCACAGCCCGCUCUCCAAGGAGAAACUGCAUAGAUUCCAAGAUGAAGAUGAACUUAACCUGGUCUAUGAAAACCUCUAGAAUGGGCUCCACGGCCUGCAGAGCUUGCCCUGGGUCAGAGGACCGGGCAGCCCCUGCCACCAAAGGACUUGACCUGAACUGGGAGAAAGGCCCCCAGAGACACCCCAUCAUCUCACCCUCACAUUCAAGGCCCUUUCCGCCUUGGCUGGCCCCGCUCCCCCUAUUCUGUGACUCGGCCACCAAGGGUUUCACAUCUUGGGGCCUUUGCCCAGGCUGUUCCUUCUGCCAAGCAGUCCCUUCCUCCCUUGGCCCAACCAGCAGUGCUCCUCAGUCUUCAAGGGGUCUCCUGGGUGCCACCCUUGCCCGGAGCCCUGCUCACCACCUCUCGCUGACAGAGCAGCGUGCUCUCUUGGCACCAGCCUGCACCUCGGCCAGCAGGGCAGCCUCUGAGCUGAGGGAGGACCCGGCAAGGGCUUCUUAGCAGUGCUGUGUGGGGAGCUGAGGUGUGGAGGGGCUGGGGAGUGGCUGCGCAAACCCCCACUUGCCCAGCUGGGCCAGAGGCAUGAGGCAGCCACCCAGGGCUGGCGUGGGAGGUCCGCGGGACGGACAGGGAUGAUGGACCCCUGCAGAGGCCAGACUGGUAUCAGGGACAAAUCUAGAGGUCUAGAACACAGCAGGCUGGGGACCUGGAGCAGAGAGGGCAUGGGUACAAGCUGGUGAGGAAGCAGAUUCUGGGGUGUUUGGGGUGAGGGCAGAGGGACCGAUGAGGGGAGGAGGGCACUGGCUAAACAGGAGCUGAAGGCUGAGCACGGCGGCCCAUGCCUGUGAUCCCAGCGCUUUGGGAGGCUGAGCGGGCAGAUCACGAGGUCAAGAUAUCAAGACCAUCCUGGCCAACAUGGUGAAACCCCAUCUUUACUAAAAAUACAAAAAUUAGCUAGG
This is a messenger RNA of Cebus imitator (Panamanian white-faced capuchin), 2158 nucleotides long. RefSeq names its product NFAT activating protein with ITAM motif 1 (gene NFAM1). Gene Ontology annotation, biological process: regulation of B cell differentiation; positive regulation of B cell receptor signaling pathway; positive regulation of cytokine production. The transcript has 6 exons. Gene Ontology annotation, molecular function: transmembrane signaling receptor activity. Lineage: Eukaryota; Metazoa; Chordata; Mammalia; Primates; Cebidae. The coding region runs from base 467 to 1279 and encodes 270 amino acids. The record is from RefSeq and is a predicted model, not a curated record. Gene Ontology annotation, cellular component: membrane raft.